Molecule: messenger RNA, 1736 nt
Organism: Ziziphus jujuba (common jujube)
Lineage: Eukaryota; Viridiplantae; Streptophyta; Magnoliopsida; Rosales; Rhamnaceae
Exons: 3
Coding region: 319-1410 (363 amino acids)
Biological process (GO): N-acetylglucosamine metabolic process; protein N-linked glycosylation
Cellular component (GO): membrane
Molecular function (GO): beta-1,4-mannosylglycoprotein 4-beta-N-acetylglucosaminyltransferase activity
Source: RefSeq, a predicted model, not a curated record
AUUCCUUCCUAGGUUUACUCUGAGUCUGACCGUCAAAAACGUCUUCGCAGGUUAUUUGGGUAUUUUAUUUCACUCUCACCCUUUCUUUGUCUCCGAGCUUCACUCCUGCUCUCUCUUUCUCUCUCUCUCUCUCUCUCUCUCUCUCUCUGUGUGCGUUCUCUAUCGCUGUAGAACUGGCGGGAAUGCUAACAGGGCCAAAUGCUUGGCCUCUGCAGCUCCAUCAAGUUGAUCAGGAGUGGUAGAGCCAUGAUUGCUAUGGCAGUUAAAUUGGGACAAGCAUGUUAGGUGCUUCACGUCCUGAUAGUCUUCCCUCAAGGCAUGGCAAUACGACCACUUCGUCAUACUUCAAAAAUGCCGCCACCAAAGUUCCUCUUCAUAAUACUAUUGAUACUUGUGCCUAUUUGUGUAAUAGGAAUAUACACCCAUGGCGAGAAAAUUUCGUAUUUAUUCCGUCCACUUUGGGACCAUCCACCACCUGCAUUUGAACGCCUUCCACAUUAUUAUGCAGAAAAUGUAUCGAUGGACCAACUUUGCAACCUUCAUGGUUGGACGAUGCGCUCCCAACCCCGUCGUGUAUUUGAUGGCAUCAUCUUCAGCAAUGAGUUGGAUAUUCUUGAGGUCCGGUGGAAGGAGCUUCAUCCAUAUAUCACAAAGUUUGUUAUCCUUGAGGCCAAUACCACUUUCACAGGCAUACCAAAACCUCUCUUCUUUGCUUCUAAUCGGGCCCGAUUUGCCUUUGCAGAGGAGAAAAUUGUCCACGAUGUGUUUCCUGGAAAAGUUGCACACCCAGGAUCACAAGAAGACCCCUUCAUACUUGAGUCAAAGCAACGUAUAGCUAUGAAUUCAUUAAUUCGCAUAGCAGGGAUUUCCUAUGGUGACAUCUUGAUAAUGUCAGAUACUGAUGAGAUCCCAAGCCCGCAUACCGUGAAAUUACUGCAAUGGUGUGAUGGAAUUCCACCAAUAAUGCAUCUUGAGCUGAGACACUAUAUGUACUCAUUUGAGUUCCCGGUGGACUACAGCAGCUGGCGCGCAACAGCCCAUGUCUUUAGCCCUUGGACCCGCUAUCAACAUUCACGCCAAACUGAUUAUAUCUUUUCUGAUGCAGGAUGGCAUUGUAGCUUUUGCUUUAGGUCUAUUCAAGAGUUUGUGUUUAAGAUGACAGCUUACAGCCAUGCAAACCGUGUUAAGCGGAAAGAAUUUUUGAAUUAUCCAAGAAUUCAGAAGCUCAUAUGUAAGGGAGAUGAUCUUUUUGAUAUGCUACCUGAAGAGUAUACCUUCAAGGAGUUGAUUAAGAAGAUGGGACCAAUACCCCGUUCGGCUUCUGCAGUUCACCUUCCUGCCUAUCUGAUUGAGAAUGCAGAUAAGUUUAGAUUCCUUCUCCCUGGAGGCUGUUUAAGAGCACAGGAUUGAAGUCUAUUAUAAAUUAGAGAAGAGGGCACAUGUUCUUUAAAAUAUUGACUUGGAGUUGAGACAUGUGAAAGCGAAGUGAGGAUGAAGAUUUAUUGGUACCUACCGAGUGAGAGAUAGAGGAAGGGCUUGGAGUUUGCUAGAUUUUGCUUUUUCACGGUAGGUAGAAAAAAUAAGACAAUAUAAUUCUCAAGAGGAAAAAUAAUGAUGACAAUGCAUAAUAAUAAAUGCACCCCCCUGUGCAUGAUGGUGUUAUUAUAUCAAAUCAAGGAAAUAAGUGAUUUAUUUUUCUGUCUUAUCCUAAUGUAAUAUUUAUUUUUUCUUUUGGA